Molecule: messenger RNA, 740 nt
Organism: Zingiber officinale
Lineage: Eukaryota; Viridiplantae; Streptophyta; Magnoliopsida; Zingiberales; Zingiberaceae
Exons: 1
Coding region: 59-604 (181 amino acids)
Biological process (GO): box C/D snoRNP assembly
Molecular function (GO): box C/D methylation guide snoRNP complex binding
Source: RefSeq, a predicted model, not a curated record
UACCCUCUGGUUUCCUCCGUCCGAUAGGGUUUCGUUCUUCUCUCUCUGCUGUCGCACAAUGGCGGCGAAGGGGAGGAGGGAGCUCUUGGACCAGCCAUCGGCGACCGCCUUCCCACAGAGCCUUCUCGUGUGCCGCACGACGGAUCAGCGAGGGGGCACCGUCACAUCUGCCAACGCCGAUUGCGAAGCGGGAGCCCUCGCGGCGGAGGCGGCGGCGGCGGUACCCCGAAGCGAGGUCCUCCACAAGGUGAAGGACUUCCUGGGCGUGAUCGCUAAAGCCAACGAUAAGCUGGAGCUCGAUGUCCGCCGGAGAUCGCGCGCGGACUACGACGUCGAAGUGCUCAGCGGCAACGAGAAGGCGUACAUCGAGAUGGAUCUGCUCCUGGGCGUCGCCGACCUCCACAACGACGAGGCCGUGGCGGCGGCGGAAGCUGCCAUGAGCGGCGUUCCGCCGCCUACGAUUCCUUCCGCUGGCGACAGCUCCUCCGACGCAGACGACGACUCGAGCGGCGAAAUGGAAGCAUCCUGCGGGUCGGAGAAGAAGCGCAAGCGGAAGGAGCGACCGAAGAUUAUAGUGCUGGAUCCAUCUUCGAAUCAAAGUUGAGGUGAUCUCGCUGCAAAUGGAAUAGUGAUCAUUAUGAUGAAUCUUAAUUCGAUAAACAUCUUCAAGUGCACAAAGGACAAGGGCUCAGAUCGAACACUUCAACUCUAUUAGUAAUCUACUUUUAUGUUUUUAUUUA